Molecule: messenger RNA, 2143 nt
Organism: Hibiscus syriacus
Lineage: Eukaryota; Viridiplantae; Streptophyta; Magnoliopsida; Malvales; Malvaceae
Product: inositol polyphosphate multikinase beta-like
Exons: 2
Coding region: 95-928 (277 amino acids)
Biological process (GO): inositol phosphate biosynthetic process
Cellular component (GO): cytoplasm; nucleus
Molecular function (GO): inositol tetrakisphosphate kinase activity; inositol-1,4,5-trisphosphate 3-kinase activity
Source: RefSeq, a predicted model, not a curated record
GGAUUCUCUCUUAAAUCUAACGCAAACCUGCAAAUGCAAUCAUCAUUCUUCGCUUCAAAACCAACCGUAAAGCUCACUUUCAAGUUUCUGCAUCAUGCUUAAGGUUCCAGAGCAUCAGGUUGCAGGUCAUCAAGCCAUUGAUGGAAAUCUUGGCCCCCUCGUAGAUGAUUCAGGACGUUUUUACAAGCCUCUCCAGGAAAAUGAACGCGGCACCAAGGAGCUGGCCUUCUAUCGAUCAUUAUCUUCCGACACACUGGUUCCGGACCACAUCCGCAGAUUCUUUCCAGUUUUCUAUGGCAGCCAACUCUUGGAGGCCUCCGACGGGUCCGGUUUACGCCCCCACCUAGCCCUGCAGGAUUUAGCCUCGAAUCACCUUAAUCCAUCUAUCUUGGAUGUUAAAAUGGGUUCAAGAACAUGGUACCCCGAAGCAUCCGAUGAGUACAUCCAAAGGUGCCUGGAGAAAGAUAGAACAACUACUACUGUGUCCCUAGGCUUUAGAAUAUCUGGAUUGCAGAUAUAUGAAAGCAAGGAAUCAGGGUUUUGGAAGCCUUCGAGGAAGGAUGUCCUUAAUUUUACUGCUGAAGAUGUUAGAUUAGUUCUGAGGAAGUUUGUUUCGUCGAAUUCUUCGGAUAUGAAACCGGAUUGUUGUUUCGCUCCCACCGUAUACGGCGGUCCUGCAGGGAUUUUGGAGCAAUUACUGGAGCUGAAAACAUGGUUCGAGGAUCAAACGAUUUUCCAUUUGAAUUCAACUUCACUUCUCAUCUUGUUUGAUAAGGAAUCAGUUUUGAAAGGAAGGACUCCGUUGGGUGAAGUGAAACUCAUCGAUUUCGCUCAUGUGGUGGAAGGCAAAGGUGUUAUUGAUCAUAAUUUCCUGGGGGGAAUCUGCUCUUUGAUCAAGUUCAUCUCCGAGGUGCUGUCGCCUAUUUGAAGGAAUAGACAACAGAAGCUGGUUCACAGAACCGGAGGAGAAAUGCUUGUCUAACAAUAAAUAACUGAUGCAAUUUUAUGUUUAGUGAGAUUGACAAUGAUGGAAAGGCUUGAAGCUCAUCAAUGCUUCAUUGUCCACAUGUAAUACCCUUUCUGUGGCUACUACGGAUUCACUUCUUUCAAUAGGCGGUAGCAAAGGAAGAAUAGCUAACGUUUCGUACCGGUUCCUUCCAUACCACUACUUCCUUCUACUCAAAGAAGAGGGAAAGACUUAUUCCACCUUCGCAUGCUUCUAAGAUGUCUCCUAAAAAGACUAUCCUUUAAGUAGGACAAGGAAGAAGUGAAAGUGAAAGUGAGACGAGCAGGUACGUUGAGUCAGAAUGUUAAUUAUAAGUCCAUAUACUAUGCUUCGGAUUCACUUCCUUCGCAUGCUUUGGAAUUUCGUACCGGUUAAGUAGGACAAGGAAGAAGUGAAAGUGAGACGAGCAGGUACGUUGAGUCAGAAUGUUAAUUAUAAGUCCAUAUACUAUGCUUUAAGUCCAUAUACUAUGCUUUGGAAUCUCUCCCUAGUCACAUAACUCUAGAGCGAUGAAGCAUUCUCCUCCAAAAUACGAUUACCAAUUGCUUUCGCGUAUUUAUUUAAGGCUUUCUAAAUCAUAUCAUUCUUAUUUCCUGUCCCCCACCUUUUUAGUACCAAAAGAAAACAGCUAAAGCAACCCUUUCUGCAGCUCCUGGAACAGCCGAAUAAUCUGGAGUUGCUCUCUUUCUCGUAUUCGAAGUGGUAGAGCGAGCUUAUGUGCUUUUCAUUUAAGGGAAUGGUCUUUCGCAAAAGAAGUGAGAAUCUCCUUCCACCUUUGAUUUGAUGAUAAUCGUAUCAUCCUUGCCCAAUCCGUUUAGCACGUAAUCUGUAGUCCGAUCGUCUUACAUAUGUAGUCCAGCCGGCCCUCAAUGUGGAUGAAGCCGCUUAUUUCCGUCCGAUGAUGCGUAGAAAAGAUUGAGUGAAAAUGAGAUCUACCCUUUUCUUAUAUAUGCAACCACCGGUGCCAGUUUUAGGGCUCAAUCAAGGCCUCGGAAGCAAUACAAGAUAUGGGUUCGUCAGACUUUAUCAUUCCUCCGGGUCAGAGGGAACUGCGAGACCUAGCUAACGCCCUUCUUCCAUGAUAGUAGGAAGGUAUACUAGAAGCCAAGAAGCUUGUGAACAAACCAGAGAGGGGAC